This is a messenger RNA of Carica papaya (papaya), 3511 nucleotides long. RefSeq lists its product as uncharacterized. NCBI's taxonomy places the organism in Eukaryota, Viridiplantae, Streptophyta, Magnoliopsida, Brassicales, Caricaceae. Gene Ontology annotation, cellular component: peroxisome. The record is from RefSeq and is a predicted model, not a curated record. Gene Ontology annotation, biological process: regulation of gene expression. Gene Ontology annotation, molecular function: RNA nuclease activity.
UUACCGCUUUAACAAAGGGUUUUAGGUUGCUUGUGUUCAUUGCCAUGUCCUCUCUCCAUCCUUGUCAGCUGAGCUGCUAAGUUUCUCAGUUUCAGAGGCCACAAAAAAAUGAACUGACAAAACUCACUCUCAAUCUGCACGGAAGGGCACAAGAACCUAAAACCCUAGAACCACAGUAAUGUUCAUCAAACGUUUCUCUCCCAAAACCCUCCUCUCCGUUUCCUCUCUACCAUCUAAACAUCCACUUUCAAUCUUCGUUCUUCGUUUCUCUUCCUUCUCGAACGUUCCUUCCAAUUCAUUCCAUUUCUCGUCGAGACGCCAGGAAGAGGACUCGAGAAACGUGAAGGUGUCUGUGUGGUGGGAUUUCGAGAACUGCAAUCUGCCUGCUGGUGUCAAUGUCUUCAAAGUUGCUCACUGCAUUACCGCUGCCAUCAGGGCCAGCGGAAUCAAAGGUCCCAUUACCAUCACCGCCUUUGGGGACAUUCUGCAACUUUCUAGAGCCAACCAAGAGGCGCUUUCUUCCACUGGAAUCAACCUUACUCAUGUCCCUAGUGGUGGAAAGAACAGCGCAGACAGGUCUCUACUAGUAGAUCUUAUGUAUUGGGUUUCUCAACAUCCUCCACCAGCACAUCUUUUUUUGAUCUCUGGGGAUAGAGACUUUGCCAACAUAUUACACCGUUUAAGGAUGAAUAAUUAUAAUAUUUUGCUUGCUAGUCCAGAAUCUGCUUCUGAUGUCCUUUGCAGUGCUGCGAGUAUUAUGUGGCAUUGGCACACUUUACUUAGAGGUGAGGUUCUAACUGGAAAGCAUUUUAACCAACCUCCAGAUGGUCCUCAUGGUUCUUGGUAUGGCCAUUAUAAGGUGCCUCUUGAAGAUCCCUUCUUAGUUAUGAAGCAGGCGGCAUGUUCACGAGGUGAGGAGUUGUAUGACCCUGGCUCAGAUUCUAAACCACGUCCGGUUCCAAAGGUAGUUGUCAAGCAGAUUCGUCAAAUUUUAAGCUUAUAUCCUAAGGGAAUUUCUAUUACAGAACUUCGUGCAGAGUUGAGUAAAAGUAAUUUUAACAUAGAUGGAGAUUAUUAUGGAUAUAAAAAGUUCUCUCGCUUUCUUCUUUCAAUGCCACACAUUUUAAGGCUUCAGUCGGUAGUUGAUGGUCAGUAUGUUGUACAUGGAAUCAGCGCAAAAGCCCCUGAGCCAUUUGAAUCCAGUUCUUGCAUAUCUACCAAACCUGUUUACAGAAAUGGAGAUCAGGAUAUCAGUUUGUGUCUGGGGUUAAGUACUGAGGAUGCAUCUCUUAAUCAAGGCAUGGAAAGCAAGCUGAUGGCUUUUCAAACCCCAAAACCAAGAGGGGAAGAGCCUUCUCCAAAAAUGCAGCAUAGUAAUCCAGCGAAUAAUAGUAAUAAUGUUAGACUGGAUAUGGAAAAGCAUCCAGAAAAAAUGGAAGAGCCACUUCUAGCUGAUGGGAAGAAUGUUGAGGUGGAAACUGUGGUGUUUAGCAAGGUCGAAGAAGAUUAUCCACAUGAGAUGGGAUUUGUUAAAAGAAUCUGGGGACGAUGGUUUGGCAGCAAUCAAGGCAGUUCUGAGACGAGUAGAGAUGAAAAAGGCUCUAAGUUAGAUUGCUCUGAGAGGAAAAGCUUAAAAAAUAAGGAAAAAUGUAGCAAUUCUAGCAAAAGCAAGGAACAGGAAAUAGUUGGGGCACAAUCUGUAAAAUCACCUUCUUCAAAUGCUGAUCCAGCAUGUUCGGUGUUGUCUUCUUCAGGCUUUAGUGAAUUAGCUGAGGACAGCAAAACAAGUGUUGAAGCAUCUAAUUAUAAAUCUGGCUCAAAUCUAGGUUUCUUUAACUGGAUUCCAAGCUGGUGGAAAUUCUGGAGGAGAAGCACAGACACUGCUAAUGGAAGUGACCAAUCCUGUCAAAUUCUUGAUCAUGUAACUAGCCAUUCUAAAAAGCACGUGGUUUUUACUGAUGACUAUUUCUGGAGUGACAUGAAAGCCUUCCUCAAUUCGGCUAGAGGAUCAGCUACCAUUUCACAAUCAAAAACCAGGGAACAGAUGGCAAAAUGUCUGCAGAGAGAAGGACCUAUCGCUCUUCAAUCUCUUAGUGAUUCUGAUAUCUUUCAGUUGGUGGAUAUGUUAGUGUCGGAGAAGAAAUGGAUCAAAGUAUGUCCCUCUCAAAUGCCACUUUUCCAAGUUGCUUGUCCAGCUGAGAAAAAUCCUGAUGUGGGUCAUUCUCAUGCUGCAAAUGGACUUAGAUCCAUCUUUUUAGAGCCACAGUUACAGUCCAAUUUGCAGGAAGAACAUGAUAGAGAAAAAAAAUUACAGAAUACUUACAGUGAAGUUUCUGAAUCUGGUAUUUAUAAGAGUCUUUCAAACAAGUCUAGAAGUGAGAUACUUGCUGACUGUCAAAAGCUUGUGAAAGAGGUAACAAAGGAAUACCCAGAAGGAUAUUCAAUGGGCUCCUUUAAGAAGCUAUUUCUGGAGAGGUAUGGCUAUCCUCUUGACAUUCAAAAGCUUGGUUACAAAAAGUUGACAACCCUUUUACAGAUGAUGCCUGGGAUUAGAAUAGCAUCCUAUUGUAUUUUUCCUUCUAGAGUAGCCUCAAAAGCUUCCUGCACAGAAAUUGCCUUUCAUAAUAUUGAAGAAAAGAGUGAUAGUCAUCUAGUAUCAAAUUCAGAUAGGGAAUCAUCUGGUACAUCAAGGAGAGAGGAUGAUUUGGACUCGCCAUUUGAAGAACUGGGACCUGUUUCAAAUAGUACACCUAGAUCAGUAUUGGACAGAAGAAUAGAAGGAAGAAAUAAAGAAUCUCUUCCUGAUUACGAACCAUCCCUAUCAGAUGAUAACCUUUCAGAUUCAGAAGAAGAAACUUCUCCUGUAAAGCAGAAUGGAUUUCAGAGAAAAGCAGGAGUAAAUGAGGAAGAUAGCUCAUUGCUGCAAAUCUUAGAUUCAUGGCGCAGUAGCAAGGAAGAUAAAAAGUCGGAGGAUGUUGAUGGUGUAGUUGAUUCUUCAUCAGAUGGUUUGAAGCUGUCUGGCUUGUCUCGAGCAGGUAGCAACGAGAAUUGUUUGAGUCAAGGACGGAAGAGGAGAAUGCAAAAGAGUUACUCUUUUGUUUCAGAUUCUGUUUCAAAUAACAAGGACAAAUUGAUUGAUGGAAUAUUAGGUAGUUUGAGGAAAUCAAGUGAGUCAAAGAUGCAGGGUUGAUGGUCUUUAGAAUCAGAAAAAGGGCAAUCAGACAGUGAUUUUCAUAUGGUGUAUGAAAGGUAAGAUUAUGCUUGUUGGGAUACGGUGAAGCACACAGUGAUUAUGCAAGCCACAUUUCAUGAAUAUUGCUUAUACAUUUUUAUUUUCCCCCCAUCAAAAUUGGGUUCAAGGUUAUUUGAUUAUAUGGAAACCGAGCCUUAGAACUUAGUUUGAGGCUAAAGAUAACAAUGAUGUGUUCUUUAGAUUUUAGUUCAAAUGAUUGAUAUGUGUUUUAGGCUAAAUGCAAUAAUUAAGUAUUCAAAUAUUCGAAGUUUUGUUCAA